Medicago truncatula (barrel medic) is the source of this 1796-nucleotide messenger RNA. RefSeq names its product embryonic abundant protein VF30.1. The transcript is spliced from 3 exons. Bases 68 to 1465 code for a protein of 465 amino acids. The record is from RefSeq and is a predicted model, not a curated record. NCBI's taxonomy places the organism in Eukaryota, Viridiplantae, Streptophyta, Magnoliopsida, Fabales, Fabaceae.
AGCCCCAUAUUGUAACUAUUCUUCACCUGCCUCGUAUCCAUAUAGUAAGCUCUGAGCUUCGUCAACAAUGGAGUUCACACGUCUCUUUGUUUUCGUUCUAUUUUGUUUGACCCUGUUAGGAAUCAAUGAAGCACAAUCUGGGAAAGAGUAUUGGAAAUCAAUUUGGCCAAACACUCCUAUGCCUCAGGCUGUCUUAGAUUUAUUGCAGCCUGAGAGCAGAACCAAUCUACCCAUUAGAGGUGAAGAAAAUAAGCAGUAUUGGACUGUCUUUUUCGAUCACGACUUAUAUCCUGGAAACAAAAUUAGUUUGGGUAUCCGCAAGAAUUAUGAUGCAAAACCUAAACAUUUAGGAGCUCCCACAUGGAGUAAAAAAGAAAGUCAACCUUAUGAAGCUCACACUAGGGGUGAAAAAAGAAGUGAAGAUAUAAGCCAACCUUUUGGAGCAUGGAAGUCGAGUGAAAAAACAAAUGAGGAAAUAAGCCAACCAUUUGGAGCUUGGAAGUCGAGUGAAAAAACAAAUGAGGAAAUAAGCCAACCAUUUGGAGCAUGGAAGUCGAGUGAAAAAACAAACGAGGAAAUAAGCCAACCAUUUGGAGCAUGGAAGUCGAGUGAAAAAACAAAUGAAGAAAUAAGCCAACCAUUUGGAGCAUGGAAGUCGAGUGAAAAAACAAACGAGGAAAUAAGCCAACCAUUUGGAGCAUGGAAGUCGAGUGAAAAAACAAAUGAAGAAAUAAGCCAACCAUUUGGAGCAUGGAAGUCGAGUGAAAAAACAAAUGAGGAAAUAAGUCAACCAUUUGGAGCAUGGAAGUCGAGUGUAAAACCAAAAUUAAGCCAACCAUUUGGAGCUUGGAAGUCGAGUGAAAAAACAAGAACUCGCACGCAGGGUGAAAAAACAAGUGAAGAAAUAAGUAAACCUUACAGAGCUUCCACAGAGGGUGAAAAAAUAAGUCUACCAUUUGAAACUCGCACGUGGGGUGUAAAAGAGAGAAAAAGUUAUGUCGACUAUUGUGGACACCCAUCAGCUAUAGGAGAAGAUAAGUAUUGUGCACUAUCCCUAAAAUCAAUGAUGAAUUUUGCCAUAUCAAAGCUUGGAACAAAUAUUAAGGUAAUUACAAGCUCCUUUGCCCAAAACCAAGAUCAAUAUAGGGUGGACGAAGUGAAGAAAAUUGGAGACAACGCGGUGUUGUGUCAUCGAAUGAAUUUCAAAAAUAUUAUAUUUUCUUGUCACCAAGUUAAUGCAACAACAGUUUACAUGGUGCCAUUGGUGGCUUCUGAUGGAACUAAAGCUAAGGCAGUGACUAUUUGUCACCAUGAUACAAGAGGUAUGAAUCCUGAUCAUCUCUAUAAGGUUCUCAAAGUCAAGCCAGGAACUGUCCCUAUUUGCCAUUUUAUUGGCAACAAGGCCAUUGCUUGGGUACCUAAUAAUGUUGUGGAUGAGUCUGUUGACCAUCCUUGUGUCAUCUAGAUUUUAUCUAGUUGUAUAUGCACAUUAUUUCUCCUUUAUAUUACAUCACGUUCAAACCAUACAUAAAAGAUAAGGGUUUUCACCUUCAUAGAGCUUUAAUGUAUGGGCUCAUCAUCAAGUGUGAUAUAGGGGAAAAUAUAACGUGCAAAUAUCAAACCUUAUAUAUAAAGUAUAAUUCAUGUAUUUGAAAUAAAUAUAGUGCUAAACUAUAAUUAGAACUAUUGGUGUGUCUUUGUGCACUUUGGUAUCCCAUGUCCAAUGUAAUGUAUGUUUGACUAGAUAAUGAAUAAAAAUGUAUGUGUAUUUGAUGUAAUAUUUGUUUUUUCUUGUA